AUGGAAGUCCAGUGGGACAGCGAAACAGAAACAAAAUUUUACAAUUAUUUAUGUGAGACGAUUAAUUAUGAGAACUGUAUAGAGUUAGAAAAGGAUAUGAGAAUAGAAACAGGGACAGGAGAAAAAUUAAAUAUAAACUGUAACUCAUGUAAUAAUGAUCAUAAUAAUGUUAAUAUAAGUUGUUACAAGUUUAAAAAAGAUGACGAUGAUAUAUUAGGAGAGAUAUUAGACAAUGAAAAAAAUAAAGAAAGUGUAAAAAAGUCUAUAGCUGCAAUAACAAAAAAAGCGUUUUCUAUUUAUACAAACGUAGUAGCUAAGGCAGAAUCUAAAGGAGAAAACAAAAUAACCCAAGAAAUAGAUCAUUUUUUAAGAACUGAUAUUUUUAGACUUGUUUUUAGUAAAUAUAUAAUAUCAAAGGUGAAGUCUAAAAUUGCAGAAAUAAAUUCAAAAAACACGAAAAAUAUCGUUUCUUUAGCAAAUCCUUUGAAUAUAAAUGAACAUGAUUUAAAUAAAAUAAACUCAGAUACUAUUGCAAAUUUGAUGAAUAACUAUGUGGGGAUACAAAAAAAUUUCCUAGGUAAAGAUUACGCGAAACUAAUCUAUGAUGAAUUAAUAUUUAUUGAAUAUAAUAACCAGUUUAAUGAAUUUGGUAGGGAAUAUAAAAAUGUGAGAACUGAUUUUUAUUGUUGGGCUUAUAUUAGUAGCUUGGAUAGAGAGAAACAAAAGGGAUUAUAUAAAUUACUAAAAGAGUUAUCUUUAAUUCCUUAUGAAUUAAACAAAAAAACAAAUUUGUCUUUACAAAUAAGCACAUUAUUUCAAUUUUUAUAUUUCUCUCCUAACAAAUCAUAUUUAAAAAAGCAUUACCACGGUGGCUAUGGUAAAUUAGAUAACGGAAAAAAAAUUACGUGUUUGUAUAUUCCUCUAGUAAAUUCAGAUGAUGACAUAGAAAUUAAAUUAUAUAAAAAUAAAUAUGAUGAUUUAAAUACACAGGAUAAAUCAGAGAUCCAUGAUAAUAAUAGCGCAGUGUCAAAUGAAAAGGAUAUCCCAUUUCAGGUGAUAAUACCUGAAAAAGACUCGCUCAUUUUUUUGCAAACGAGAAAUGUUUCUUAUGAGAUUGUGAAAACGAAGAAUAAGUUUUUCAUCGUAAACCUUUCAAUUUCUGGGCCAGUUUCCAUGGAUCGGCACUUAUAA
Plasmodium gonderi is the source of this 1191-nucleotide messenger RNA. RefSeq lists its product as hypothetical. NCBI's taxonomy places the organism in Eukaryota, Apicomplexa, Aconoidasida, Haemosporida, Plasmodiidae. Bases 1 to 1191 code for a protein of 396 amino acids. The record is from RefSeq and is a predicted model, not a curated record. The transcript has a single exon.